UAUACUGUGGACAUAUAGAAGUAAAUUCUAUUCCAUUCGAUUGCUGUUUGUUAUUCUCUUUUCUGACAAAAAUACAUCGAAAAUAUGGUUAAAAUAGCUCUGCAGAUCAAAGCGACUUUAGAAUGCAUCGAAAAACUAUAUACGAAUCAUCCGUACUAUCAAUGGUUCUUAAAACUGAAGUGUGGAAGUUGCGGCGAAGUGACCGAGAAGUUCCAUGACCUUACGGAAGCCGAGAAGAUACCGCAGAAGCAUAACAGAUCAGAAACUAACCUGUUAAUAAAGUGCAAACUAUGCUCCAGAGAGAAUAGCAUGGAUGUUAUUGAAGGCAGCAAUGGUCAGCUAACAAACCAAGAUGAGGGCAAGUUUAAAACUAUAGUUAUAUUUGACUGCCGCGUAGAGCCAGUGGACUUCCAACCCAAGUCUGGAUGGGUGGCAGUGGCUGAAGAUGACGGAAAAACAUUUGAAGAUGUGGACCUGACAGAAAAAGAAUGGGUAGACUAUGAUGAGAAAAACCAAACUUCAGUUGGUGUUUAUGAACUGGAAUGGCAGUUUGUGAAAGUCAAGUAAAUUACGAAUUUAUAUUCAACAGGUUUGCAAUAAGAAAUAAGAUUAAGAACCUAAUGUUAUGUUAAAUUAUAAAAAGAUAAUUAUGUAUUUUUUUAAAAUGCAGUGGAAGUCACUGAAGCGCUACUUGUGUUUUAUGCCUUUGUUUUCUAAGAAGUAACAAAACAACUUCAAAUUUUACUGACACAAAAACAGCGCGGAUAUUCCUAAUAUGUUUCUACAUAAUCUAAAAAUACAUUUAUGAAAUCGAAAAGUUAAGUUAAAAGUGAGCUGCAAUACUAAUUUAAUUAUUGUGAGAUAUUACUAUAGGUACUCUUUUUUGUUACUCUUACAAUUUUAUUAAGUAAAUAGUAAUAUUGUAAUUUAAAAUAAAAUGUUUUAAUACUC
Spodoptera frugiperda (fall armyworm) is the source of this 951-nucleotide messenger RNA. Its product is annotated as UPF0587 protein GA18326. Gene Ontology annotation, molecular function: zinc ion binding. NCBI's taxonomy places the organism in Eukaryota, Metazoa, Arthropoda, Insecta, Lepidoptera, Noctuidae. The record is from RefSeq and is a predicted model, not a curated record.